This is a messenger RNA of Hydatigera taeniaeformis, 183 nucleotides long. The record is from the annotation of a GenBank genome assembly. NCBI's taxonomy places the organism in Eukaryota, Metazoa, Platyhelminthes, Cestoda, Cyclophyllidea, Taeniidae.
AUGAGUGCUGGCGUGGCAACAGGCAAUGCUGCCGAUGGGAUGAGACAGGGCGAAUUCUCCGCCAUGGAAUGUGUGCCCCAUGAGAAGGGGGAUGAGUUGCCACCACCCAGUAAUGAUAAAGGGCAGAACAGUGGGCUGAUUGAGACGAGCGGAGACUGCGGCAUCCCUACGAACACGAGUGUA